Molecule: messenger RNA, 808 nt
Organism: Emericellopsis atlantica
Lineage: Eukaryota; Fungi; Ascomycota; Sordariomycetes; Hypocreales; Bionectriaceae
Exons: 1
Coding region: 143-613 (156 amino acids)
Source: RefSeq, a predicted model, not a curated record
UCCGUAUCUAACGUUGGAUCUAAGACGCACGCGAGCUAGAUCCCGAUACGUCCACCGCUGUCACAGCCUACAGGAACGAUCUAGUCUUCCUGUAGGAACACGGGUCGUGGGCUGUGUGUUUCUUCUGUGAGACGAAUCAGGCAUGAUGCGAAUUGCAUUUGCCAUUUGGCAGCUAUGCAAUGCUGCGCCUGCAGCCACUGCCGUUUUCCGAGCGCGUUGCCGUUGUACUCGGCACGCCAAGGGCCCAACCCAUGUAUGCGAUGUUGCAGUCUUCUACGCACGCGUGAACGCCCAGACCCCUGAUCCCGAUAUAGAGAAUCCCCCUGAUCUCGAUUUCGAAAACGUGCUUUGUAAGACAAGCUGGAGAAAAGGGGCGCAGAGCCCAAAACAGAUGGCAUUGCUGCCUUCUCCACCAUGCCGCGAUGGAGAACUCGAUCUCUCUUGGCUUCUGUCCAAGCACAAGGUAGGGCAGCUAGGAUUGAGUGGGACCAGGGUGGAUGGUGGGCUCGCCGCAGUGCUAACUCGAAGGAAUGAUGGCUUGAGACACUGGAAUGCCGUCUUGCUAUGCCAAGGAACCGUAGAGCGAGGGGUCGUGGUUGACAGUUCUAGGUAGUCCUCUAUCUAGUUGCUCUAAAUUCUGUGACAGAGAUCUAAAACGCCAACACAGAGCGCCAAGUGGAAUCAUCGAUUAAGCCUAGCUUGGGCAUGUGUGAAGCUCAUAGCCAUGGAGGCUGUGAACGCGGAAAUUGACUACGUACGAGACGAAGAGUCGUUGAUAGAUCAGGAUUCAGGACAGGCCUAUGCGAUG